Messenger RNA from Nannospalax galili (Upper Galilee mountains blind mole rat), 1845 nucleotides. It is a transcript of the gene Pigw, whose product is annotated as phosphatidylinositol glycan anchor biosynthesis class W. Gene Ontology annotation, biological process: protein localization to plasma membrane; GPI anchor biosynthetic process. Bases 145 to 1662 code for a protein of 505 amino acids. The record is from RefSeq and is a predicted model, not a curated record. NCBI's taxonomy places the organism in Eukaryota, Metazoa, Chordata, Mammalia, Rodentia, Spalacidae. Gene Ontology annotation, molecular function: glucosaminyl-phosphatidylinositol O-acyltransferase activity. The transcript is spliced from 2 exons. Gene Ontology annotation, cellular component: membrane; endoplasmic reticulum.
UUUGCUGCCCCGGGAGCUGGGAAGGGAGAGGGGCUGGGUGAGGCUGUGGCGAGGUCUGUCAGGAAAAAGGGAACCGCUAUGGUGAGAUACUGAUGCGGGGCCCAGACCGGCCGGAGUUCGUGCUACCUUCAGAAAGAAAAAAACAUGUCUCAAAAGCAGAUGAAGGAAGCUUUUGUCAGUAACCUCAAUGGGACCAGCGUGUUGGAAGUCACCCAGGGCUUGUGUUUUCCUGCAUUCUGUAUCCUGUGUAGAGGCCUCCUGAUCAUUUUCUCACAGCACUUGUGUUCUGUUUCACACACCUGGAGAACACGAUUCUUGAUUGACUUUGUUAUCCUAAUAGUUCCCCUAGUGAUCACUUUGACUAUAUUGUCUUCAUUUAUUUUCCUUGAGACUCUCACUGUAAUUAUGUAUGAGGUAUGGCUGUUGUAUCAGAUAUACCAGAGGAGGACUUGCUAUGCCAAAGUGCCUGUCCAGAAAAUCUUGGAAAAAUUCUUGAAAAUCAGCCUAGAAUCAGAUUAUAGUCCAGCCAUCGCCUGUUACCGUGUCACUAACAGUGUGCUUACUGCUAUUGCCAUUUUGGCUGUGGACUUCCCUCUGUUCCCCAGAAGAUUUGCCAAAACUGAAUUCUAUGGGACGGGGGCAAUGGAUUUUGGAGUAGGUGGCCUUAUUUUUGGGACUGCAAUGGUUUGUCCAGAGGUUAGAAGGAAAUACAUAGAAGGGUCCAAAUUUAAUUCUCUUAGAAAAUCACUGUACUCUGUUUGGCCAUUAGUCUUUCUAGGAAUGGGACGGUUAGCUGUUAUAAAAUCCAUAGGCUAUCAGGAACAUUUAACUGAGUAUGGCGUUCACUGGAACUUUUUCUUUACCAUCAUAGUAGUGAAAUUGAUAACAUCACUGCUUUUGGUUAUUUUUCCCUUAAAUAAAUCCUGGAUUGUGGCUGUCAGCAUUAUCAUUUUAUACCAGCUAGCCCUUGACUUUACUCCACUAAAGAAGCUAAUUUUGUAUGGUACUGAUGGCAGUGGCACAAGGGUUGGUUUAUUAAAUGCCAAUCGAGAAGGAAUAAUCUCCACUUUGGGGUAUGUGACAAUAUACAUGGCUGGUGUGCAAACAGGGUUGUAUAUUCUUAGGAACAGAGCACAUAUCAAAGACUGGAUAAAAGUUGCAUGUUGUCUUCUGCUAGUAGCUGUUAGCUUCUUCAUAGCUCUGUAUAUAGUUCAAGUCAAUGUCGAGGCAGUUUCUCGAAGAAUGGCCAAUUUAGCCUUUUGUAUGUGGAUAGUUGCCUCUAGCCUGAUGCUUCUUAGUUGUUUGUUGUUGAGUGAUAUAAUUUUGAGUUUUGCCAAAUUUCUAACCAAAGGAGCUCGAGUACCAUGUUCUUGGAAACUUAUUCAGUUGCCUCCUACAAAUAAAAAGCAUUCUGAAUCUCUAGUCCCAGAAACUGAAAAAAAGGAAUCUGAAUCCAGCCUCUGUUUAAUCACAGCUCUAAACAGAAAUCAGCUAUUUUUUUUCUUAUUGUCAAAUAUAACAACUGGUCUGGUCAACUUGAUGAUGGAUACAUUACACAGCAGUACCUCAUGGGCCUUACUUGUGCUCAGUCUUUAUAUGUUUAUCAACUGCUUAGUUACGUAUGUACUCAAUUUACAAGGCAAAAUUAUAAAAUUUUUGUGACCAAUGGGUAGGAUGUAUAUAUUUGGUCACCAUUAUUUUAGUGGUAAAAAAUAUGCUUUGCUAAAGACUAGAUUACUAAAUCUAGCCUUGGCUGUUUCAAUCUGUGACAGAAUUUUUUUUUUUUUUAGCCCUGGCUGGCUCAUAACUCACUAUGUAGGCCAGACUGGCCUCGAACUCACUCAU